Letharia columbiana is the source of this 1254-nucleotide messenger RNA. RefSeq lists its product as uncharacterized. Gene Ontology annotation, biological process: protein N-linked glycosylation; cell wall mannoprotein biosynthetic process; protein O-linked glycosylation. Gene Ontology annotation, cellular component: Golgi apparatus; membrane. Gene Ontology annotation, molecular function: alpha-1,2-mannosyltransferase activity. The record is from RefSeq and is a predicted model, not a curated record. The transcript is spliced from 4 exons. The coding region runs from base 1 to 1254 and encodes 417 amino acids. Lineage: Eukaryota; Fungi; Ascomycota; Lecanoromycetes; Lecanorales; Parmeliaceae.
AUGGCGGCUGGCACGUCGAGGAUACUGCGUUAUGUCUUGUUUGCUUUCUUCGGCCUUAUGAUCCUUUAUUUCAUAUCUUCCUCGUCAAUACCCAAACCGGAAAUGCCUGGUGGGUCGAAUUUCGAGAGGUGGAAGAGCAAGAAAGACAAAAGUAAUGCUUCGGUAGGGAAAAGCCCCGCAGGUCCUCCCUCAUCAGGGGAGAAAGAUCUUGCUGCGGAAUCGGGCUCGUCCAAGCUAACGGGGAAGCUCGAAACAUCAUCCGGCCUUUCGACAGGAGCAAAGAUGAAUGCUACGUUUGUCUCGUUGACCAGAAACUCGGAUCUAUGGGAUAUUGCAGACUCGAUUCGUAAUGUUGAAGAUCGGUUCAAUCGAAAUUACCACUACGACUGGGUUUUCCUCAAUGACCAGCCCUUCGACGAGACGUUCAAGAAGGUCACUACCGCCAUGGUUUCUGGCACUGCGCGAUAUGGCUUGAUUGGCAAGGAGCAUUGGUCAUUCCCAGAUUUCAUUGAUCAAGACAAAGCCAAAGCGGUUCGAGAAGACAUGGCAGAGCGAAAGAUCAUCUAUGGAGACUCUAUAAGCUACAGGCACAUGUGUCGAUUUGAAUCGGGCUUCUUCUUUCGCCAGCCUUUGAUGAAUGAGUAUGAGUGGUACUGGCGUGUAGAGCCGAGUAUCAAGCUAUUCUGCGAUAUUGGCUUCGACCCGUUCGUGUUCAUGGCAGAGAACAAGAAGAAAUACAGCUUCGUCAUCAGUUUGUUUGAGUACGCCGAGACCAUUCCUACGAUCUGGGACAGUACAAAGAAAUUCAUGAAAUUACAUCCAGAGCACAUUCCUGAAGGCAAUGCUGUGGACUGGUUGAGCGAUGACGGCGGAGAGUCUUACAACCAUUGCCAUUUCUGGUCCAACUUUGAAAUUGGUAACCUCAAUUGGCUGCGAUCGAAAGCCUACCUCGAAUUCUUUGAAGUCUUGGAUCAAGAUGGCGGCUUCUUCUACGAGAGAUGGGGUGAUGCCCCUGUGCAUUCCAUUGCCGCCGGUCUCUUAUUGAAAAAGGAGGAAAUACACUUCUUCGACGACAUUGGAUACUGGCACGUUCCAUUUACACACUGUCCGACAUCUGAACAGAAAAGACUGGAGAAUAAAUGCCAUUGCAACCCGAAAGACAACUUUGACUGGAAAGGAUAUUCAUGUACGACAAAGUGGUUCGAAAAGAAUGAAUUGAAAUACCCCGAGGGCUGGGAAGAUCAAAAAGACUAG